AACUAGGAAAAACGACAGCGGUGUUGGAGACACGUAACGUAACGAAGAUGCGCAGUUUUCAGUUAAGGGGGGUGGUCGUUGUUGUUGUUGUUGUUGCAGUGGUCGGGUUGUUGUUGUUGUUGGGUCACAUACCAAAGGAAGUCAAAGCCUCCACCUCGGCUUCGGCCUUCGUACAAAACGCCAUCUACUCCAACAAGAUUGCCUUUUUCUCCAAAUCCUACUGCCCGUAUUGCUUGCGUGCCAAGGGGAUACUCAGUGAACUACAUGAGCAGCCUUUUGUUGUUGAGCUUGACCUCCGAGAUGAUGGGGCUGAAAUUCAGGAUGUUCUUCUGGAUCUGGUAGGCAGACACACUGUCCCACAAAUAUUUGUGAAUGGGAAGCAUAUUGGUGGCUCUGAUGAUCUCAAAGCUGCAGUCCAGAGUGGACAAUUGCAGAAACUUCUUAGCACAAGUUGAUGAGGCACUGGAAUUAGAAAGAUUCUUAGCUUGAACUUAAGUUUAUGGUGAGAUUAUAUUUUCAGCUCUGUGAAUAGAGCAAAUCACGUUGAUGUAUUGACUCUGCUCAGGCUUAUGGAUAAUGGAGAUUAAGGCAAAGACUAAUGCCCCUUACUAGUAUUUGUGGUUUUGGCAUGUAAUCACUUGUUAAUUUGAGUUAACAGAUUAUUUUAAUGUAUGUUGAACUUUAGACUUGUGAAUAUCUUACUCAAAUAAGAGCAGUGAAAAAAUUAUAAAGCCAUGUAUCUUGAUGUUUGA
Molecule: messenger RNA, 752 nt
Organism: Quercus robur (English oak)
Lineage: Eukaryota; Viridiplantae; Streptophyta; Magnoliopsida; Fagales; Fagaceae
Product: glutaredoxin-C3
Exons: 4
Coding region: 48-455 (135 amino acids)
Biological process (GO): cellular response to oxidative stress
Cellular component (GO): cytoplasm
Molecular function (GO): glutathione disulfide oxidoreductase activity
Source: RefSeq, a predicted model, not a curated record